UCAAUCAUGGCUGACGACUCUCAGAGAAACUUCCGCUCGGUGUAUUAUGAAAAAGUAGGGUUUCGUGGAGUUGAAGAAAAGAAGUCGCUGGAAAUUCUGUUAAAAGAUGACCGAUUGGAUAUUGAGAAGCUUUGCACGUUUAGUCAAAGGUUUCCUCUCCCAUCCAUGUAUCGUAUACUGGUGUGGAAGGUGCUUUUAGGAAUUAUUCCUCCUCACCAUGAAUCUCAUGCUUUGGUGAUGAAGUACCGGAAGGAGCAGUACUGGGACAUACACCAUGCUCUUCGCGUAAUUCGUUUUAUUAAUGAUUCUACCCCACAGGUAGAUGUUUUCCUCCGCAUACAUCAACUGGAAUCAGGAAAGUUGCCUCGAAACUUGGCUUUUCCGUUGGAACCUGAAGACGAAGUGUUUCUUGCGAUCGCUAAAGCAAUGGAGGAAAUGGUGGAGGAUCCUAUAGAAUGCUAUUGGCUUGUCAGUUGCUUUGUGAAUCAGCUGAACAGCAAGCACAAAGAUUCAUUACAACAACUGCCAAAAAUUCUGGAGCAGUAUUUGAGCAUUGAAGAUAACAGACUCCUGAUGCAUCUGAAAGCAUGUGCUGCAAUGAGCAAACUGCCUUACGAUCUUUGGUUUAAAAAGUGUUUUGCAGGCUGUUUACCUGAGUCCAGUUUACAGAG
Tauraco erythrolophus (red-crested turaco) is the source of this 671-nucleotide messenger RNA. The record is from RefSeq and is a predicted model, not a curated record. Lineage: Eukaryota; Metazoa; Chordata; Aves; Musophagiformes; Musophagidae.